ACAAUCAGGGUGGGCCGCGGCGGCUGCGCUCGCUCCGGCUCGGUGGUGCUGCUGCUGUGCGUUUACGGUGUCGCCUUUGCAGCCGCUGCCUGGGUCCCCUCGGCCGCUGCCUUGCGUUGGGGCUACCUCCCGGGAUCCGGACACUGACACCAUGUACGGAUUUGUGAAUCACGCCCUGGAGCUGCUGGUGAUCCGCAAUUACGGCCCCGAGGUGUGGGAAGACAUCAAGAAAGAGGCACAAUUAGAUGAAGAAGGACAAUUUCUUGUCAGAAUAAUAUAUGAUGAUUCCAAAACUUAUGAUUUGGUUGCUGCUGCAAGCAAAGUUCUCAAUCUCAAUGCUGGAGAGAUCCUUCAAAUGUUUGGAAAGAUGUUUUUCGUCUUUUGUCAAGAAUCUGGUUAUGAUACAAUCUUGCGCGUCCUGGGAUCUAAUGUCAGAGAAUUUCUACAGAACCUUGAUGCUCUGCAUGACCACCUUGCUACUAUCUACCCAGGUAUGCGCGCACCUUCCUUCAGGUGCACUGAUGCAGAUAAGGGGAAAGGACUCAUUCUCCACUACUACUCAGAGAGAGAAGGACUUCAGGAUAUUGUCAUUGGAAUCAUCAAAACGGUAGCUCAACAAAUACAUGGCACUGAAAUAGACAUGAAGGUUAUUCAACAAAGAAAUGAAGAAUGUGAUCAUACUCAAUUUUUAAUUGAAGAAAAAGAGUCAAAAGAAGAGGAUUUUUAUGAAGAUCUUGACCGAUUUGAAGAAAAUGGUACCCAGGAAUCACGAAUCAGCCCGUAUACAUUUUGCAAAGCUUUUCCUUUUCACAUAAUAUUUGACCGGUACCUAGUGGUCACCCAGUGUGGCAAUGCCAUAUACAGAGUUCUCCCCCAGCUGCAGCCUGGGAAUUGCAACCUUUUGUCUGUCUUCUCUCUGGUUCGUCCUCAUAUUGACAUUAGUUUUCAUGGGAUCCUUUCACAUAUCAAUACGGUUUUUGUAUUGAGAAGCAAGGAAGGAUUGUUGGAUGUAGAGAAAUUAGAAUAUGAGGAUGAACUAACUGGGACUGAGAUCAGCUGCUUACGUCUCAAGGGUCAAAUGAUCUACUUACCUGAAGCAGAGAGCAUACUUUUUCUGUGUUCACCAAGCGUGAUGAACCUGGAUGAUCUGACAAGGAGAGGUCUAUACCUGAGUGACAUCCCUCUGCACGAUGCUACUCGUGAUCUCGUUCUUUUGGGAGAACAAUUCAGAGAGGAGUACAAACUGACCCAAGAACUGGAAAUCCUCACAGACAGGCUGCAGCUCACGUUAAGAGCCCUGGAAGAUGAAAAGAAAAAGACAGACACGUUGCUGUAUUCUGUCCUUCCUCCUUCUGUUGCCAAUGAGCUGAGACAUAAGCGUCCGGUGCCUGCCAAAAGAUAUGACAAUGUGACCAUCCUCUUCAGUGGCAUUGUAGGCUUCAACACUUUCUGUAGCAAGCAUGCAUCAGGAGAAGGGGCCAUGAAGAUUGUAAACCUUCUCAAUGACCUCUACACCAGAUUUGACACGCUGACUGAUUCACGGAAAAAUCCGUUUGUCUAUAAGGUGGAGACUGUUGGUGAUAAGUACAUGACAGUGAGUGGUUUACCAGAGCCGUGCAUCCACCAUGCACGAUCCAUUUGCCACCUGGCCUUGGACAUGAUGGAAAUUGCUGGCCAAGUUCAAGUAGAUGGUGAACCUGUUCAGAUAACGAUAGGGAUACACACUGGAGAGGUGGUUACAGGAGUGAUUGGACAGAGGAUGCCUCGAUACUGUCUUUUUGGAAAUACUGUUAAUCUCACAAGCAGAACAGAGACCACUGGAGAAAAGGGGAAAAUAAAUGUGUCUGAAUAUACAUACAGAUGUCUUAUGGCACCAGAAAAUUCAGAUCCACAAUUCCGUUUGGAGCACAGAGGCCCAGUGUCCAUGAAGGGCAAAAAAGAGCCAAUGCAAGUUUGGUUUCUAUCCAGAAAAAAUACAGGAACAGAGGAAACAAAGCAGGACGAUAACUGAACCUUGGAUUGUGAGAUGAAGAGGAUGCAGGUUAGGUUCCAGUUAUCCCUAACACAUGCCAAACCUGGUAGCAGUUUUUCCGUCUGGGUACAUAUUUUGCUUUGCCUUUUUCAAUUAUCCCGUCUUUCUCCUAGGUGUAUCUCUCACUAGUCAUUAUCAACUUUAGCUCUGCUUUUGAUUAUUUUGUUUAAGAUACAUUGUCCGAACUCUUGCUUAUGUGAGCUUCAUGCAUUUUAAAAUCUACUACAAGCAUUUCCUUUAACAUGGUGACUUGCAAGUAGUAAGCACCCAAUCAUUAUUUGUUGAUUUUAAUUAACUGAAACUGAACAGUGUUUAGCCAUGCAUAUGUAUAUCAUGGUUUACGAAAUCUUUUUAGUGCUUCAUGUACAUGUAUAUAUAUAUUUUAAUGACUAUAACAUAUAACAAAGUUUAUAAUAGUGCUGGUGUAUAUUAUCAUUAUAGAAAUCAUUUUCUAAAGGAGUGAAUUCUAAGUUAAGAGGGGGAAAAAAGCAAUUUAUUUUCAGACUCCCAAAGUAAGAAUUAAUAUACCAUGCUAAGAAAAUAGUGAGUACUUUUGAAAUAAAGUAAUUUCCUUUCAGGAAUAAGGAGUACACAUUUAUUUCAAAAAGAUAUUUCGUUGUUCAUUCAAAUCAUGUAACAAUUGCAGUUUCUCUAAAAUGCUAUCAUUUAUAUUGUAUCCCUCUUAUGAAUCGUGUUAACCACAUGCAGCUGUUAUAGAAAGCUGUGCUGUUUCACACUGGCUUGGGCUAAAUGUUAGGGCUCUAACCACAUCCAAGAACAAAGCUGGAAACACUGCUGGGAUACUCCCGCUAGAGCCUCUCCUUUAUAGAAGGAGCUUCUUUUUCUUAGUUUAGAGGAAUGUGAUUAUAUCCAGGGCAUCAUGUUCAGAAAAGUUAGUUUAAUUACAACACAGAACUGCAUUCCUAUUGGAAUAAUCAGCCUGUUGUUCUUAAAUGUCUCUGAUAAUUUAUGAAUAUCUAUCUUUAUAAACAUAAUGCAACAACUUUUGUGUAAAAAUGUGUUCCUUUAAAUUUAGUCUUUCAUAUCAGCACAUCAGUAUAUGUAUAAAUGUUCCAUGUUACUAUGUAAAAGAAUCUGCAAUAAAUUAUUUUUUUCACUUGU
Messenger RNA from Choloepus didactylus (southern two-toed sloth), 3154 nucleotides. It is a transcript of the gene GUCY1B1, whose product is annotated as guanylate cyclase 1 soluble subunit beta 1. Gene Ontology annotation, cellular component: guanylate cyclase complex, soluble. The transcript is spliced from 14 exons. The coding region runs from base 152 to 2011 and encodes 619 amino acids. Lineage: Eukaryota; Metazoa; Chordata; Mammalia; Pilosa; Megalonychidae. Gene Ontology annotation, biological process: cGMP biosynthetic process; response to oxygen levels. The record is from RefSeq and is a predicted model, not a curated record. Gene Ontology annotation, molecular function: heme binding; guanylate cyclase activity.